Molecule: messenger RNA, 6665 nt
Organism: Dermochelys coriacea (leatherback sea turtle)
Lineage: Eukaryota; Metazoa; Chordata; Testudines; Dermochelyidae
Gene: PPM1A
Product: protein phosphatase, Mg2+/Mn2+ dependent 1A
Exons: 7
Coding region: 509-1675 (388 amino acids)
Biological process (GO): negative regulation of canonical NF-kappaB signal transduction; protein dephosphorylation; positive regulation of canonical Wnt signaling pathway
Cellular component (GO): nucleus; cytosol
Molecular function (GO): magnesium ion binding; manganese ion binding; protein serine/threonine phosphatase activity
Source: RefSeq, a predicted model, not a curated record
GCGGCGGCGGCAGCCGCAGCAGCAGCAGUCCUGAGCCCAGGCUUUAGAGAGGAGGAAGGAGCCGCGUGCACGCUGGCGAAGGGACGGCGGGGAGCGCGCGCCGCACACAGCGGGGUGGAAGGAGAGAGAGAGCGCGCGGCGGCGGCAGUAGUUCGGGAGCGCGCGUGUGCCGCUCAGGGAGGGGAGCGGGGUCUGCGCGAGUCGGCGGCGGGCGGCGCUGGGUUCGCCGCCGGGAGCGAGCGAGCGAGCGGGGUGGGGGCGGGAGCGGGAGCGGGAGGAGGGGAUGAGCGCUUGGUUCCCCCUGGCCAGAGAGCCGCUCUCCGCAGCUGCCUGUGAAUGAACUGAAGCGAGGCCGCCGGCCCGCCGGCCCAGCCCCGCCGCGGAUCCCUCCCUACCCCGGCCCGCCCGGAGCGCGGGCCCUGCCCACUCCCCGGAGAGCCGGUGCCUUUGGCCGCCGCCGCCGCGGGAUUUCUGCAAACAUGUCAAAGAACUGAAGGAACAAGUCAUCAUGGGAGCAUUUUUAGACAAGCCAAAGAUGGAGAAGCAUAAUGCCCAAGGGCAGGGUAAUGGGCUACGUUAUGGGCUAAGUAGUAUGCAAGGUUGGCGAGUUGAGAUGGAGGAUGCACAUACAGCUGUUGUUGGUUUGCCAAAUGGACUUGAUGGAUGGUCAUUUUUUGCUGUAUAUGAUGGGCAUGCUGGAUCCCAGGUUGCCAAAUACUGCUGUGAGCAUUUAUUAGAUCACAUCACAAGCAACCAGGAUUUUAAAGGGUCCGAUGGACCACCUUCUGUGGAAAGUGUAAAGAAUGGAAUCAGAACAGGUUUUCUGCAAAUUGAUGAACAUAUGAGAGUAAUCUCUGAGAAGAAACAUGGUGCAGAUAGAAGUGGGUCAACAGCGGUGGGUGUCAUGAUUUCUCCUCAACAUACUUACUUCAUCAACUGUGGAGACUCGAGAGGUUUACUUUGUAGAAACAGGAAGGUUCACUUCUUCACACAAGAUCACAAACCAAGUAAUCCACUGGAGAAAGAGCGUAUACAGAAUGCAGGUGGUUCUGUAAUGAUUCAACGUGUGAAUGGCUCUCUUGCUGUGUCUAGAGCUCUUGGGGACUUUGAUUACAAAUGUGUCCAUGGGAAAGGCCCUACAGAGCAGCUUGUCUCACCUGAGCCUGAAGUUUACGAAAUUGAGAGAUCAGAAGAAGAUGAUCAGUUUAUCAUACUGGCUUGUGAUGGUAUCUGGGAUGUUAUGGGAAAUGAAGAGCUCUGUGACUUUGUAAGAUCCAGACUCGAAGUUACUGACGACCUUGAGAAAGUUUGCAAUGAGAUAGUCGACACCUGCUUGUACAAGGGAAGUCGAGACAACAUGAGUGUGAUUUUGAUCUGUUUUCCAAGUGCACCAAAGGUAUUGCCAGAGGCGGUGAAGAGAGAGGCAGAGUUGGACAAGUACCUGGAAAGCAGAGUAGAAGAGAUCAUAAAGAAGCAGGGUGAAGGAGUACCAGACUUAGUCCACGUGAUGCGUACGUUAGCAACUGAGAGCAUCCCAAACCUCCCGCCAGGGGGUGAAUUGGCAAGCAAACGGAGUGUGAUUGAAGCUGUUUAUAAUAGACUGAACCCCUAUAGAAAUGAUGAUGCUUCUGGAUUAUCCAGAAACUGCUGUCAUUUUGGGCACUCCAGACUUUAAAGGGUUCCUUCUUUUCUCUCUAUUAAGGACUCUGCAUCAACUGAUGAUAUGUGGUAAAAGUGCCCAUCUAGCUGUGGAGUUUACAUUCAUCCUCCAGUUGAAAGUGCGGCCCAACCUCAGUGACCCUUCUUAACGUCCAUCCUCAACUUUAUUUAAAGAAGGGAUUAUGAUGUGUUGGUGAGAGUGACUACACCAGAAAACUACAGCAGUACGACAUCUAGCCCAGGAACUGAUGUGUGCUUUUUUUUUUUUUUUUUUUUUUUUUUUUGUAAAACAGACUUCUGUAAACGUGAUUUCAAACCAUAAUUCAUGUUGUAAAUCAGACUCCAGCAAUUUAUGUUGUAUGAUUUUGUUUUUGUAAAGUGCAAUUGUCCUUGUACAAAAUGCUCAUAUUUAAUUAAGAAUUGCUUUAAAUCACUAUAAAGGUUAGAAGAAAUGUUUGGCUUGUUGUGUGAUGCAACAAAUAUAUAGCCCUUUAAAUUUAUGUUGUGGUUUUGGAUUGCAAGGAGCAGCAGCCUAGCCAGCUAGAUGCUCAAGAGGUGCACAAAACUGUAAGAUUACUUUUUAUUUUAUAUAUAAAGAUGAACAUUUGGACAAUUUAUCCCAACUGUGUAUAUGAAUUUGCUUGGCAGUGGGGAAAGAUAACUAACAUACUACUCGUUCUCCAACAAACCUAUCUGUUUUCUAUUGCUAUUUACUAUGGUCCCAGUCCUGCUCCCACUUUAAAUCAGUGAGGGUUUUGGCUGUAACUUCAGUGGAAGCAGGAUCAUGCUGUAUAAUACAGAUCAAUCAUAAGUACAUGAAUUGUGAGGUUAGAAUGCCUUGAUUCUUUGCACCUCUUUUUUACAAACCCUUAGCCAAAAUUACUAAUCAGUUGAGCAAGAGGGAGCAACUUUCUACAUACAGUAGGAGUCUGCAGCAUUUUUAUUAUCCUGAUUGGCUGAGUCUGCUGCUGUUCCAAGUAAAAUAUUCUGAAUUCCAUUUUAUCAAUAAAGCUUGAUUUAACAAACAAACGAAAUUUAAUCUUAUAUGUGUAAUUCCUUUUUUCCUGCCUUUUGAAAUUGUGCCAUUGUAAAUGAAAUUUCACAUGUGAAAAAAUAUUUUUAAUAAUUGAUAGCCCAUUUUUAAAAUGGGGAGAACUUUGACUGUUGCCCAAGGCAUAGACAGACACUGGAGGAUAUAGUGGGUUUAAUCUGUUACUCUAUUUUACAUGGAUUUAUUUCAGGCUUUUUGUUUUUCACUGAGAUGAGCAUCAGUUUGAAUUUGCCUACUGUUUAAUGAAAAUACAUUUGUCAAAGCCUGACAAUCUUAACAUUUUAUGGCAUGUGUGUUUUUAAUUGACCCACUUAUUUAGAAUGAGAAACUAGUGGUUAAACAGUAUUUGUGAUUUGAAAUAUAGCAUGUUGACAAUAUGUAACCGUUGGUCAUUAAAGUUAAAUUCUAAAUUAAAAAUUUAUAAGGGUAAUAAACAUAAACUAAAUUGACUUAAGCUUAACUUUCUCCCAUUGAACAUACAAAAAGUAAGUUUUCAAAUCAGUUGUGUUUGCAAAACUACUGUUUUGUGCACCUUGUAUUCUUGUCGUCUUCAGUUAAGGAUAUUGUGUGUGUUGUUAAUAUUUAGUUUACUUUAAUCAUUCAGUAGGCAGAGUCCCCAAAAGGAAAAUCAGUAAAAAAUAUAAGUAGCUUGUAACACUUAACACAACUAAACAAAAAAUCAAAACUUGGUGUAAAAUUACUUUUUGAUAGGAAAAUGUAGUACAAUGCGUUUUGCUAUAUUUGUCUUUUCCCUAACAUUGAAUAUACAUAUUUGUAUAUAUAGCCUUAAAACUAAUGCAGAGUUAGGGAACUUUGAACAGUGAAAAAAUAACUUAUAGUAUCUCAGAAUUAAGUACAGUAUAUACAAGCAAAAUCUUUCUUUUAUCCCUCUUGUUUAUGUGGGGUGCUUAAACGUAACUUCAUUGUAUUCAGUUUGUAAUCUGUUCAAGCAUGAAUGAAGAAACCAUAAGCACUAUUUGUAUUUAUAAAUUUAUAGCAAUUUUUGGUUAAAGAACGAAUUCCUUACCUACCUACAAAUAAAUGCUUAAAAUGUCUAAUUUUGUUGUAGAGUGCAAAACUAUAAUAAUGUCAUAAGUUAUAGCUUCGCAAGCACCUAAUUAACAAAUGUAUUUAAUACUACACAGUAUACUAGUACAGAAAGCUAAACUUAUUUUUAGGAUUAGGCAGAUAAAGUUCUGUUCUUUACUUUUCUACAUAGACUAAAGUUUAGUUCUGGAAACUGCAAAACCUUGAACUGGACUGUGGAAACUUUGAGACCUAAAAUCUUUAAAAAUCACAAGCAAAGUUGUGGUAGAAAGCCAUACUUCAAAUAUAAUCACUUAAAAUGUGUCAUAAUGACAUACUGUGUACUAAAAGCAUUUUCAUACGAGUGGCCCUUCCUAAAAAUAUAAAGAACAUAAUUCUUCUGCUAUUGCUACUAGUGCUGUAACUAGGUUUGGAGGUAAAGGAGGAAUGUCUAUUACAAUCCUUUCUUUUUCUGCCUUAUGUUCAGCGCUUUUGUGUGGUCAGAGCACUGAAUCUAUUAUAUGUGCAUAAACACUGCCAUUCUCGGUACAGAUUUUGAUUACAAAAUACAUGUAUUAAGUACAUAAAACAUUUUUGCAAAGGAGUAGCUGGUCUUUUCAUGAAUCUGCAAAAAAAACAAACAAACAAAAAACCAACAACUUAAAAAGGCACUUUUGCACCUUUGUGCAUUUCCUUUUUGCACCAGUUAAACUUUUUUUAAUGCUAAAAACAUUAGCACCUCAGGGGCAAGGCAGCAGAAUUUUUGAAGUAUUGUGUGCUAUUUAUUUCCCUCGGGGAAAAGAUUCCUGUGUGACAAAAAUGCAAACAAUGUGCUGUUCAAAAAUGUAUUUUGAAUAGAUGUUCAAAAAGGAUGGUCCCAAUUUGCUUGUUUUUUAAAAGAAAUGACAUUUUGUAAAGCUAUUUUGCUUCAUAUGCCAUGCAAGUUUGUGUUUUUCUUUAUAUUUGACAGCUUCACUGUUUUCAGUUUCUGUGAAUAUUGUUAUAGUCGGAUUAAAUGUUUCACUGAUCAUUUUGGGAAAAUAUUGUACUGCUUUAUAGAUAACACUGUUUCAAAUAAUCUUAAACUACUCACUAAUUCAGCUUUGGGGAGGUAUUUUAUUCAAGGUAGAAUUUUAAAAUGUAUAACUUUUUUUAAAACCAGUGUCAAACUUAUUAAAUGCAAUUUCAUUUUUAAUAAAUGGGGCACUAGAUUUGCAAUUUGAAGUGCGUGGGAGACCCCUGCAUUCAUACAGAGUCCUGAAAAGUCUGGGUGCAGGACUCUUGUCAUGCAUUGUAAAUUGCAAAUCUAGGUCUUUUACAGUUGGCUUGCUGUGGUGCUAGUCCAUCAGUACCGCUAUAGAGAGCUUGUCACUUUGCCAUCGUUCAAUUUCAUCCUUCGGCGGAAGUCAGAAUCGGAGAAGAAUUUCAUCUGCAUGUUUUUAUAGUGUGCUGAAUUGGGGUAAUCCCAGGACAGUCAACCAUUACAGCAAGAUGUCUGAAGAAUAUUAGCCUGUAGUUCAGUAACUACAACACUCUCUCUUGAUGAUGAUUAUUUUUCUAACCUAUAGCACUUAACAUCUUGUAAUUAUGGAUAUUGACUGACUUUUGAACAUCAGAACUAUCUACUGCAAAGUUAAUGCAUCCUCAGUUGCAUAGGAUAAAAUAUGAAUAAAAAAGUUACUGGUCAUUUGCUCAGUCCAAGAAUUUGAAAAUUCAUAAGGUAAUUCAACAAAUUGAAAUAAGGAAUAUAGCAUUUAUUGCAAUUAUUUUUCUCCUGCUAGUGCCAUCUUAACUAAACUAAACUUUUGACUGUUACAUUAUGAAUAGGAUGGACAACAAGGCAACCUUGUGGCUGAACACUGUAGUUAAUCAUUUAAAAAAAAUAUUUUGGAACUAAAUCCUUUAGCAGCUCCUUGUAAGGGAGUGUAAAGGUCUUUGCCUGAAUAUCUCCUUAUAGAAUUGAUUUAAAAUGUAAGCAUUUUGCUUUAGUAUUAAACAUUCAUUUUUUGUUAAACCACUAUUGAAUAGAAGUUUCUUUAGCCUUACACAGGAGUGUCACACUGAAAAAAAAUUGGGUUAUUUUGCCUCUGGUAGCUCUGUACAAACAAAUUAUGAAGGCAUAAUUCCUCUCCUGAAGGGCUGACAAGAUGGUUGCUACCAUCUGCUGACUAAUAAGUAUCAGCUGUAAUUGAACUUUAUUCCCAAAUAUAUCAGCAUUCAUUCAUGCUGACCAAUGCUUCUUACUUUAAGAACCUUUUUACUAUAAAUAUUUUUUGCUGAUGAGUUGCUUCAUGGGAAAUAGAAAAUGUACUAUAUGUAGGUAAAGAGAACUGCAGUUGACAAAUUUAGUGUAAUGGAGUGGUCCAAUUUGCUGCCAGGCUUCACUUCACUUACAUGUGAAAAUGAUUUUUUUAGCCCCCAUUGUUAGUGUCUAAAAAUACAUGUUCAUAAAUUGUUGUUUGGUCUUCAUAGUGUUGGCUCAAAUUAGGUCACUUUUGAUUAGAUGGACUCUAAACACUUCAAAAAUUGAUGUUGUGAGAAAUGCUCAAACCGUGUGAAUUUUCUGAAUGCUGUGCUGAGCAAAAUGAAUGCCAUCUCUUAUGUGAACUGCAAAGCAAACAUGGAAAUUGAGUGAAGCUUAGAAGUGUGUGCUGACCAGACUACAGAAGAAUUCAACUCAGAAAUCAGACCUUGCAAUAAACUGCAUGAUUGGUCCCCUGAACUGAUCUGGAGCAUUUCUGAAGUUGAUGGGUCUCUGUGCAGGCACAGAAAUAUACCUGCUGUGGUUCUUUGCUGGGCUGCUUAGGUCUGCUUAAAUGAAAUUGCUUUGCUAUAUUGUCAGUGUGCGGUAAUGGUGAUUUCAGAGUCGUGUGCCAUGGCAAUUGCUGUCAUAGCAACUCUUGUAAGAAGCCGUAGUAAUUUUUUUUUU